Molecule: messenger RNA, 1668 nt
Organism: Naegleria gruberi
Lineage: Eukaryota; Heterolobosea; Eutetramitea; Acrasida; Naegleriidae
Product: WD40 domain-containing protein
Exons: 1
Coding region: 1-1668 (555 amino acids)
Biological process (GO): ribosomal large subunit assembly
Cellular component (GO): nucleolus
Molecular function (GO): protein binding
Source: RefSeq, a predicted model, not a curated record
AUGAACCUCUCACUCCUUGAUGAAAAUCUUCUCGGAUCUAUAUUUUCCUUUGUUCCUAUCAAUAGAUUGGCACUCCUAUCACAAUCUCGAUUAGAUUUAGUCUGCAAGAAUUUCUACCAUUUUCUCCAUUUCAAAAUUAAUUUCUGGCAAAGAAUUUAUGGAAGGGAAGUUGAUGAAACCAGUUCACAAACCAAUCAAUCGUACAAGCAUACUGUACAUUAUGUUUUGGAGGAGAAGGAAGCACAUGAUACAAAGAUUUCAGAUGAUGAGGAAGGUGAUGAGAAUUUGAUUGAUAGCAGUCAAUUUUUGUACAGACCUGAACAAUAUAGUGAGGAAGAUAAAAGACAAACUGAUGUUUUCAGGUGGAUGUUGGUUCAUUUGAUACAGUCGAAGGAUAGAUUGAGUGUGGGAGGUAAUGCUGUGAAGGAGAAUUUUCAAGUUGUCUCUUCAAUCAUGACUGAGAGUAUUCAUUCAAAUACUUGCUUUGCCAUUUGUAAUGUAUUUAAUAGACAUACAGAGUUGAUUGCUUCUGGAACUCGUGAUGGAUUGAUUCAUAUCUAUACUCGAGAUUAUGGAAAGGAAUUUUCUGAGAGAUAUAACCUUAUCAAGAAUGAUGAUGAAUACAUGCAGGAAUCUGACUCUGAUUACAAAUUCAGUCUCAGAGUUAAAAGUGCACACAAUGAUGAAAUUACAUGCAUGAAAUUCUUGAAUUCUCAAUACUUUACCAAGAGGUCAAUGCACUCUGACAAUAUCAAUUCUCUUAUCCUCCUCACUGGCUCAAAGGAUAGAACUCUCAAGAUGUGGAAAAUUACCUUCUCAGAAUUUGAAACAUUGAGCGGUAAGAGAAGUAUUUCCAUGAAAUUAGUUGCCACUUUAGAUUCCCAUCAGGAUUGGAUUCGUGACAUUACUCUCAUCAGUCAACAUCCAACUAAGAUUGUUACCACAUCAAGAGAUAAGACAAUCAAGAUUUGGGAUUUGAAUAGAUUGGAUAAAGAAAUAACUAUUGAUUUACCAAGUACCUUAGCAUGGACUGUAGCAGAUCACUUGGAUAAAGGCUAUCUCAUUGUUGGGUUGGCGAAUGGUAAUUUACAAUUCUAUGAUGUAAUGGGAGGAAAGUUAAUAUAUCAAAUGAAAGCUCACUCUGACCUCAUAUCUGACAUUCUCUAUGUUUCCAAUCAGAUUAAUCCAGAUUCUCCUAAACAAUUAAUUCCACUCAUUAUUACUAUUUCCUACGACAAGUCCAUCUCCAUAUUUAAUGCCCUUACUUUGGAGAGAGUUAUACAAGUGAGUGAAGCUCAUUCGACACCUCUGUUUUCUCUUGCAUCGAAUGGAAAGGAUUGUUUCACUACAUGCUCAGUUGACCAAUUCGCCAAGCAAUGGAAAAUAGAGAGGAAUGAUUGUAAACUAGAGCAGCUACUUAUUGGACCAGAGAAGCACAAACAGCUGGUUUCCCCAAGUCCAGUCAGCUCUAUCCUCGAAAUUAGCAGUAUGUUUAGCACGAGAGAAUGUAAAAUUGUAACAAGUGGAAGCAAAUCAUCCAAUCCAAGUGCCCAAGUGAUUCAUUGGAAUAUUUAUCAGUAUGGAUAUCAGAUCAGCAAUCUAAGGAAGAGAAGAGACACUACUGUUUCCCAAAUGUUCUCCUCACUCCAAAGAAUCAGUACUCUGUGA